This is a messenger RNA of Tarenaya hassleriana, 1720 nucleotides long. Its product is annotated as cyclic pyranopterin monophosphate synthase accessory protein, mitochondrial. Lineage: Eukaryota; Viridiplantae; Streptophyta; Magnoliopsida; Brassicales; Cleomaceae. The transcript has 2 exons. Bases 411 to 1142 code for a protein of 243 amino acids. Gene Ontology annotation, biological process: Mo-molybdopterin cofactor biosynthetic process. The record is from RefSeq and is a predicted model, not a curated record.
AAUGCAUGAUUUCACUAUAUUCUACCGUAAUCAUAGAUCAGAUGAGGGUCCUCUUAAUGGGCAUGCCUCUCAAGGCAUUAGCAUGUAAAGCCCAAAUAUUUUGUCCAGGCCCACUAGUAUGGGCCAUUAUUGGGUCCUCAGGCAUGGAAAAACUACUAACCAUCCAAAAGGCUCGAGUUGUUUCGCGGGCCAAUGAGCGGGGAAGCCCGAACGAGCCGAGACUGAGAAUCAUAUAAACCUUGCAGAAAUGUUGGAGGAUGCUUUCUCUAUGAGCAAUGUGACGACGAUUCACGCCGUGGGAAGGAACCGGAGUUGUUGCCGAUCGAUAUCGAACGGAUUGAGGCUCUGUCUCUUGAGUUCUGCCAAUUCUCGCAGCUCUUUGCUGCUUCGUCUCGACUUCUCGCUCCGCCAUGUUCCUCCGUCGCUUGUCGUCUGGUGUUUCUCGUUUAGGAAGGGCUCCCGGCUGCAGAAGCUGCCAUCGCUUAUCUUCCGCUAUUGAAGAGCUCAAUAAGGAAAUGGAGUCAAUAUUUGGAGAACCCCCUUCAAAUGGGUUUGUCGGUUCUGCGAGCAAGAUUACGGUUGACCAUGAAUCGAGACAUCAAUCUGUGGAGUCCACCAAUUUGAAGGCAAACAACUCCCAAACUCAAGAACCAGCAGGUGUUAUGUCUGGGCUAACACAUGUUGGAACCUCGGGAGAAGCUCAGAUGGUGGAUGUUUCGUCCAAGGAAAACACUAAGAGAAUUGCAUUGGCUAGCUGUAAGGUCAUUCUUGGGAAAAAGGUGUUUGAUCUGGUCUUAGCCAAUCAGAUGGGGAAAGGAGAUGUUCUUGGUGUGGCGAAAAUAUCAGGCAUCAAUGGUGCGAAACAAACUAGCAGCUUAAUCCCGUUGUGCCAUAAUAUCACCAUCACACACGUUCGUGUAGACCUGAGGCUGAAUCCCGAGGAUUUUAGUGUAGACAUUCAAGGUGAAGCUUCAUGCACUGGAAAAACCGGGGUUGAGAUGGAAGCUCUGACUGCCGUAUCAGUUGCUGGCUUGACUGUGUAUGACAUGUGCAAGGCUGCUUCAAAAGACAUUCGUAUUACAGACGUCAGGCUCGACCGUAAAACUGGUGGAAAAAGCGGGUCCUGGUCUAGAGGCGAGUGAAGCAUCUCUGCUAUUUAACUCAAAGCGGUUUGGCCUUUACCCAUGUUCCAUAGAGGUUAGUUUCCUCUCCUCAGAGCUUAUUUCAAGAUUUUUUGAACUUUUAACUGGUGCCCUCUCUAAGUAAUGAGGAAACUUUUGCAUAACAGUAAGUCUAACAAGCGUGUUCAGUGGAUUGUUUCCUAAGUGGUUCACUCUGGUUUGACUUCAAUUCUGUGCAUUGAACAUUGGCCAAUUAUAUUCACACAUACACCAUGGAAAGCACAAGCUGAGUUGGGAUGUGAUCUGUCGUUGGUGCUGUUUGAGGUGUGAUGCAGAAAGUGGGGAGUGAUAUUUUACUUACCCGUGAAGAGAACCUUAGAUUUAGAAGGGCAUUGUUUCUUUUAAUUUCUCUUUGCUUCUACAUGUUGUAUCCUUCAUAUUCUUCUGACUUUUGUCUUCUUCAAUUUCUUUUUUUUUUCCUGUUUUGGAGAAGGGUCUCCAAUAAAAGAAAAUUCUUGGGGUUUUGGUCUUUUUUAUCACAUGCUUUCAAGCCUUUUCUUGCACCCAUUACAUUGAGUUACAAGAAGUUUCUUCUCUCU